UCAGCCGUCAGUCAGCUGUUUAUUUACAUACUGCCGUAUGAUGCUAGUUUGCGUUGUGUUGAUUUCACUCGCAUGAUCUAUGUGUGUAGUCACACAACAUCAUAAUACGUCGGAAUGCUUGUUUGCGCUGUUAGGAAAGACUCACACGAGUGUUACACAAACAGGAAGAGUGCAGGACAGUGCACAGACACAUCACAUGCUUUCUGAAAACUACAAUACAAGACUAGCUUUUAAUUUCGGAUGUUAAAUUCGGAUCCUUGUUUCGGAUCAGGGAUUGCACGGUGUGUACUGGAUACUCAUGUCCUUGUGUAACUAACGUUACGUGAAAUCGUCAUGGAGGAACUGGACCCGGAGGAGCUUUUCCUCAGGGAUGCCAGAAACGGGAACCUAGAGGGUAUCCAAAGGCUUUUGUUGUCCAAGAUUAAAGAAGAGGCCAAAAUUGACAUCAACUGCAAAGGCAAGAGCAAAUCUAACCACGGCUGGACGCCUCUUCAUCUCGCUUGUUAUUUUGGACACCGAGAUGUGGUCGAGGUGUUAUUGAAGGCCGGAGCAGAUGCCAAUUUGCCAAAUAACGUUGGAGAUACGCCCCUCCAUAAAGCAGCAUUCACCGGGAGAAAGGAAGUUGUGAUGCUGCUUCUUCAGCAUGACGCUUGUGCUUCUGUCAUCAAUGGCAACGCUGAGAUCCCGAAAGACGUCACAGAGAGCGCUGAGAUCAAAAGCAUGCUGGAGGCUGCCGAAAGAACAUUGGAAAGGAAACAAGAGGAGCAGUUAUUAGAAGCUGCUCGGGAAGGAGCAUUAGCUACUCUGACCAGACUGUUAAACAUGAAGAAACCGCCUAACAUAAACUGCACAGACCUGCUGGGAAACACACCGCUGCACUGCGCCGCCUACAGGGGUCAGAAGCAAUGUGCCAUCAAACUUUUACAGCACUGUGCUGACCCAUACAUCAAAAACAAAAACGAUCAGAUAGUUUUUGACCUGGCUAGCGAUGCAGAAAUUAAGCAGAUCAUUACGGGCAAUGUUAUGAAAGGCAUAACGCGACACGUUGAAACAUUUGAAGGAACACUUUGGAAGAGCUCGAGAUUCUUCGGAUGGCGCUCUUAUUGGGUGGUUCUUGAAGAUGGAGUUUUGUCGUGGUACCCCAAACAGUCAGACGCGGAUUCAAAAACACAAAGGCAAGGUUGCAAGCCCUUAACACAGGCUCAAUGCAUGAUUAAGGCGAAAGAUAACUGCUAUUUCACAGUCAAGUGCUUCGACGACAGCCUUCACAAUUUCAAAGUUUCCCGGAAGGGCGAUCCAGAAGCCACAAGAAAAAAAUGGCUGGAGGCCAUCGAGGAGCAUUCAGCCUUCAGCACACAUUACUGCUCUCAGGAUUCAGACAGCGAGGAAGAGGAGGAUCGUGGCGUGCCUUUGGGCGAUCUUUCUGAAUCGCUUCAGCGAGCCGAGUCCUGUCAUCAAAAGCUGGAGAUGGAGGUGUUGACCCUUCUGUCUUUGGUUAAGGAAGACGGACUCGCAGAACGGUUUCCUUCCGCAAUUGUUCAGAAGCUUAAAGAAGUGUGUGAAGCCUCCAGUGAAACCUGCUUCUCAUUGGACCAUUGCCUGGGACUUUUUUCAAAACAGGAAGGGGCGCGCAGUUUUAAACUGGAACAUGAGGUGGAAAAGAAUAAAAUCCUGUCGGAGGCUCUGCAGACGUUGGCUACAGAACAUCACGGGUUGGAGCAGUCGCUUGUCAACGGAUCGUCUCCCCGCAACGCCCUCAGCGAAGAUGAAUUUUAUGACGCUCUUUCUGAUUCGGACUCAGAGCCUGUGGUGAGCGGAUUUGAGACAGCUGGCCACUCGAACGAAGACGAGGAAGACGUGAAGCACUUCUGCAGCGUCCGGAGUCGUCUCGACAGCAGGAUGUCCAUGAAAGAUUGCCGCGGUGAGGAGGAUGACGAAGGGUCCCAGGUUAAUGGAAUGAAGAAACACAGGACAAGUUUACCGGCGCCCAUGUUCUCUAGAAAUGACUUCAGUAUUUGGACCAUUCUGAGGAAAUGCAUUGGGAUGGAGCUGUCUAAGAUCACCAUGCCUGUCAUUUUUAAUGAGCCGCUGAGCUUUCUGCAAAGGCUUGCAGAAUACAUGGAGCACACAUAUCUCAUCCACCAGGCUAAUGUAUCAGACGAUUCUAUAGAAAGAAUGAAGUGUGUGGCAGCGUUUGCCGUCUCGGCCGUGGCGUCUCAGUGGGAUCGGACGGGAAAACCCUUCAACCCUCUUCUAGGAGAAACAUAUGAGUUAGUCAGGGAUGAUCUCGGUUUCCGGUUGAUUUCGGAACAGGUGAGUCACCAUCCGCCUAUAAGCGCUUUCCACGCUGAGGGUUUGCAGAAGGACUUUGUGUUCCAUGGUUCCAUCUACCCAAAACUGAAGUUCUGGGGAAAGAGCGUGGAGGCGGAGCCAAGGGGCAUCAUCACUCUAGAACUUCCAAAGCAUAAUGAGGCGUACACGUGGAUAAACCCCACGUGUUGUGUCCACAACAUCAUCGUGGGACAGCUGUGGAUCGAACAGUAUGGGAAUGUGGAGGUUAUUAACCACAGGACCGGCGAAAAAUGUUGCCUGAAUUUCAAACCUUGUGGUCUUUUUGGGAAAGAAUUACACAAGGUUGAAGGCUACAUCCUGGACAAGAGCAAAAAGAAAGUGAACUUGCUUUAUGGGAAAUGGACGGAGUGCAUGUACAUAAUCGACCCGGCUACGUUCGAAGCUCACCGAAAGAACAAUAAAAAAUCAUCAGAGGAGAAAAAAAGCAGUAAACAGGCAUCUGUUGCAGACUCUGAAGAAACACUUCAACCAGGCGGAGAUUCGCUGGAGGUGAUUCCAGGCAGUCAGUUGCUGUGGAGAAUAGCACCACGACCUGCCAACUCCACCCAGAUGUACAACUUCACAACAUUCGCAAUGCAACUCAACGAGCUGGACAAAGAGAUAGAAGACGUGAUUCCUAAAACGGACAGCAGAUUGAGACCCGACAUAAGAGCAAUGGAGAACGGAAAUAUUGAUUUGGCCAGUGAGGAGAAGAAGAGGUUGGAGGAGAAGCAGAGAGCCGCUCGGAAGAGUCGAUCAAAGUCAGAUGAAGAGUGGAAGACGAGAAACGUUGCAUCCGGCCCCAGGUGGUUUCAUCAGGGUCCGAAUCCACACAAUGGCUCUCAGGACUGGCUGUUCUCCAACGGCUAUUGGGACCGUGAACAUUCCCAUUUACCGGACAUAUAUUGACCCCUUGAACCCUGUAAUGUAUAGUCGAGACUAUCCAUAAACAUAAACAUUCACUUUAAAAACAUGCCCUGGGGUUGUUGGCCAGUUAAAAAUGUAAAUUGCAUUCAAGUUUAAAGUUGAAAAAGACUUCUUAUUUUACUCCUCCUGUGUAUAGCUAAAUUAUUGUUUUUACAUUGAUAUAUUUAAUUACACCAUGAAAAAUGCAUUUGCAAAAUAAUAAAUCUUAGAAGAUCCACAGAUUUGUAACAUAUCUAAAACAUUUUAUAUCACAAGCUGGUUAAAACAGCUUUAAUGUGCAAUUUAUAAUCCUCCUAAAGAAGAGAUUAUGUCAUCUUUUUCUGUUUAACUUAUAUUUUACAUUUUAUUUUACAACAUUCCCUCUGUGUUAAGAGUAGAGUUGUGCAAUGACUGUUACAGGUUUUUUUUUAAUGCAAAUGAACAGAGCAGAUUCUGGACAUUCAGUUCUAAGACAGAAGACAAAAAUAUAUAUUUUUUACUUUUAUCUACUCUCACUAAUAGAUAACCCUGUAUGCUGUUCAUUUAUUUUAUAAUAUUAUAAAAAUAAUGUUUUUGGUGUUUUUAUUUGUUUAGAAAGUGAGCGUGUUUGCUGAAAUCAUAUCAAACAAAUCUUAUAAUGCGAAAAAUAUUUGCAGCAUGAACUGCAAACUUUAGAAUCACAGAGUUGCAGUUUUACAGUUUCAACCCCAUGUGCAUUUAUUGUGUUUGUGUGUGUUGUGUAUAUUUUGUAGGGAUGCAUAAAUGCCUACAGAUGUGUAAGAGAAUAAUUCUCUACAUAAAAGGCAUUGUUAUUGUGUGUAUAUCACAUCUAAAUAAUAAAAACCUAAAUAAAAUGGAUAUGA
Triplophysa dalaica is the source of this 4100-nucleotide messenger RNA. RefSeq names its product oxysterol binding protein-like 1A (gene osbpl1a). Gene Ontology annotation, cellular component: cytosol; intracellular membrane-bounded organelle; membrane. The transcript has 29 exons. NCBI's taxonomy places the organism in Eukaryota, Metazoa, Chordata, Actinopteri, Cypriniformes, Nemacheilidae. Gene Ontology annotation, molecular function: cholesterol binding; protein binding. The record is from RefSeq and is a predicted model, not a curated record. The coding region runs from base 334 to 3240 and encodes 968 amino acids.